Acanthosepion pharaonis is the source of this 591-nucleotide messenger RNA. NCBI's taxonomy places the organism in Eukaryota, Metazoa, Mollusca, Cephalopoda, Sepiida, Sepiidae. The record is from the annotation of a GenBank genome assembly.
AUGAUUUGGUGUCGCUUUUGCGGCAAACGUUUAAUUUCUAAAGCGGAUAUCCGAUGUCACUCGAGCGAUGAACACCGUUGUAUAAGAUUUAAAUCAGAUCGCAGAGGUCGCCCAGAAUGUCUCACCUUAAAAGGAGGAAGCACGUUCAGCUUUUUUUCCUUCUUUUGCUCCCCACCCCCUAAUCCCAUCUUUCUGUUCUCUAUCCCGCCCCCCUCUAUCUCUGUCUCACCUCCUUUUUCUCCAUUGUUAAUUUUUUUUCUUAAUUUUUUUCUUUUACUGGUCAGAAUUUCCUCUGGCUUCAUCGAACAAUUUUUCAUCCAUCCUUUCUCUGCCCCAUCCUGUCUUCGCUCCUUCUUUCUCCCAUUCUUCUUUCCUAAAUUCCUUCCUUCCUUCCUUCCUUCCUUCCUUCCUUCCUUCCUUCCUUCCUUCCUUCCUUCCUUCCUUCCUUCCUUCCUUCCUUCCUUUCAUUCUAUAAAUCUAUCAAUGAAGCUGAAGUCGUUGCUACUCAUUCAGCGCCCCACGAAAGCCAACAUAUUUCUUUCCCCCUUUCUCGCACGUGUUGUUCUCUUUUCUUUUCUUUUUUUUUCAUAA